CGAAGCCCGGUCUCCGGGUAAGAUGGCAGCGGACGGACAGUGCUCGCUCCCCGCUUCAUGGCGGCCGGUCACCCUCACCCACGUCGAGUAUCCUGCAGGUGAUCUCUCUGGCCACCUCCUUGCCUACCUGAGCCUCAGCCCCAUAUUUGUCAUUGUCGGUUUCGUGACCCUCAUCAUAUUCAAGCGGGAGCUGCACACGAUCUCAUUCCUCGGGGGCCUGGCAGUGAACGAGGGGGUCAACUGGCUGAUCAAACACGUCAUCCAGGAGCCGCGGCCCUGUGGAGGUCCCCACACGGCAGUGGGCACCAAGUACGGGAUGCCCUCCAGUCACUCCCAGUUUAUGUGGUUUUUCUCCGUCUAUUCCUUCCUUUUCCUGUAUUUAAGAAUGCACCAGACGAACAAUGCGAGGUUCCUGGACUUGCUGUGGAGGCACGUGCUCUCCCUGGGUCUCCUUACCGCCGCCUUUCUAGUCUCCUACAGCAGGGUCUACCUGCUCUAUCACACCUGGAGCCAGGUGCUCUAUGGGGGCGUCGCUGGAAGCCUUAUGGCCAUCGCUUGGUUCGCCUUCACCCAGGAGGUCCUCACCCCUCUGUUCCCCAGGAUAGCGUCCUGGCCUAUCUCUGAGUUCUUCCUAAUUCGAGAUACAAGCCUCAUUCCCAACGUACUCUGGUUUGAGUACACAGUGACCCGGGCAGAAGCCAGGAACAGACAACGCAAGCUGGGCACGAAGCUGCAGUGACUGGUGAGUGUGGCUGGGCCCAGCCUCCCGGUGUGGCCUGCUCGAUGCCUUGCAGGAUGGACAGAAUGACCGAGGGAUGAAGCAGAGACCUCUACAGACCCACGUCACCGAGUGGACCUUUUUUUUUUUCUUAUUUUAAUUUUAAUGAACAAGGUGGUGCCUCAGCCAGGACCCUGGAGGGGCUGCUGCCGGGGGCCACACGGCCAGAGACGUGCACUGCCAGCUCCGGGCCGAGCGGAAGUGCUCCUGGUGUGGGUACCGGGGUGUGGGGUAGAGGCGGAGGACUUGCACCUGCGCUCGCAGGGCCAGGAGACCCAGGUGGCGUGACAAAUGCACACUAUUUAUUUUUGGGUUUUGUUAAUGGCAGACACGAUUUUGGAGCUGGGGUGGAAGAGCCUGCUGUGUGGUGGCUGCCCCAAGCAGAGGGGCCCAGGCCCUUUGCCCCGAGCCCAGGAGGCAGACUGCUACUU
This is a messenger RNA of Miniopterus natalensis, 1209 nucleotides long. It is a transcript of the gene DOLPP1, whose product is annotated as dolichyldiphosphatase 1. Gene Ontology annotation, biological process: protein N-linked glycosylation; lipid biosynthetic process. Gene Ontology annotation, cellular component: endoplasmic reticulum membrane; intracellular membrane-bounded organelle. Lineage: Eukaryota; Metazoa; Chordata; Mammalia; Chiroptera; Miniopteridae. The record is from RefSeq and is a predicted model, not a curated record. Gene Ontology annotation, molecular function: dolichyldiphosphatase activity.